Grammomys surdaster is the source of this 1590-nucleotide messenger RNA. It is a transcript of the gene Dgat2l6, whose product is annotated as diacylglycerol O-acyltransferase 2 like 6. Gene Ontology annotation, cellular component: endoplasmic reticulum membrane. The coding region runs from base 90 to 1103 and encodes 337 amino acids. Gene Ontology annotation, biological process: lipid metabolic process. The record is from RefSeq and is a predicted model, not a curated record. The transcript is spliced from 7 exons. NCBI's taxonomy places the organism in Eukaryota, Metazoa, Chordata, Mammalia, Rodentia, Muridae.
AGAGAUUAGAGCAAAGAGUCUGCCAUCAGCUCCAUCUAAGCGGCUUAGAGCUUCUGCUUGGGCUCCUUGCCACAGUGAAACUCUGGACCAUGGCCUUUUUCUCCUGUCUAGAUCUGCAGGAAGGCCUCCGAACACUCUCCGUAUUACAGUUGAUUCCAGUUUACGUAAUUUUAGGAGCUCUUUCUAUCCUGGGUAUACCCUAUUCCCUGCUGUUCACUAGCUUAUGGCCUUUGUCUGUGCUCUUCUUAGCCUGGGUUGCCUAUGAUUGGAACACUCACAGUCAAGAUGGUAGGCGUUCAGCUUGGGUACGAAAUUGGACUCUCUGGAAAUAUUUCCAAAGCUACUUCCCAGUAAAGCUGGUGAAGACCCAUGACCUUUCUCCCAAACACAACUACAUCAUUCUCUGCCACCCCCAUGGCAUUCUCAGUUAUGGUGCCUUCAUCAACUUUGCUACUGAGGCCACUGGCUUUUCCAGGGUUUUCCCUUCUAUCACUCCCUCUUUAGCAACCUUGGAAGGGAUCUUCUGGAUCCCAUUUGUGCGAGACUAUGUGAUGUCCAUGGGUAUUUGUCCAGUGAGUGAGGUGGCCCUGAAGCACAGACUGACCCAGAAAGGCUCCGGCAAUGCUGUGAUCAUUGUGCCAGGUGGAGCUUCUGAAUCCCUCUUGUGCCGCCCAGGAGUCUCCACGGUCUACCUCAAAAAACGCAAAGGUUUUGUGAAGCUAGCACUGAAGACAGGAGCAUAUCUUGUUCCUUCUUACUCCUUUGGUGAGAAUGAGGCUUACAACCAAGAGACCUUUCCUGAAGGCACAUGGCUAAGGUUCUUCCAAAAAAACUUCCAGAAAAUUGGCAAAAGAAUCCUAGGCAUAAAUUUCUGUACUUUUCAUGGCAGGGGCCUCACUAGGGGAUCCUGGGGCAUUUUGCCUUUCAACCAUCCCAUUACCACUGUUGUUGGAAAACCCUUGCCAGUCCCCAAGAUCCUUGAUCCCGACAAGGAGACCGUGACAAAGUACUUUGAACUUUACAUCAGUGCCCUACGCAAGCUGUUUGACCAACACAAAGCUGAAUAUGGCUUCUCCAAGACCCAGGAGUUGACAAUUAUAUGAAUUGAAAUCUCUGUAACUGAAGUUCAAAUACACAAGAGAUCCAGGUGAAGCCACAUGGAAGGAAGAAUUUGGGGAGAGGCAGAUUUUAAAGAUGUAAAGAGAUACCAACCAAGCUGGAAAUACUUACUGAAUUGACAAUCCAGCAACUGAAUCCCCACCCAAGUAACCAAGACAGAUUUGAGUAAAGACAAGGCCUUUACUGGUGAGGGAUUGUUGUUUUAUGACAAUAAACCAAGUCAUUUUCAUUGAAUUCCCAAUGAAAAUAAUGAGAAGACAAAGUAUUCUGUGCCCCUUCCCCACAAACCUUAGUGACAUUCUUAGUAUAUAGGUUUAAGCUUAGCAGCUUUACUUAGAACAAGGCUUGUUUUAAUACUCUAAGUCAGGCCCUUCCUUUAUGAUUUAAAGACUGGGUAAAUUAGGGGGUCCUGAACUGUGGCUUCCUAUUUCAAACAGGCAAAACUCCAUCAGUAUUUCAGAUGGCAGAGCU